Messenger RNA from Talpa occidentalis (Iberian mole), 2518 nucleotides. RefSeq names its product beta-glucuronidase-like. Gene Ontology annotation, molecular function: signaling receptor binding; carbohydrate binding; beta-glucuronidase activity. Gene Ontology annotation, biological process: carbohydrate metabolic process; glucuronoside catabolic process. Bases 1 to 1938 code for a protein of 645 amino acids. Lineage: Eukaryota; Metazoa; Chordata; Mammalia; Eulipotyphla; Talpidae. The transcript is spliced from 13 exons. The record is from RefSeq and is a predicted model, not a curated record.
AUGCUGCGGCGGCCGGCGGGGCUCUGGGCCGCGCUCGGGCCCCUGCUGUGGGGCUGCGGGCUGGCGCUGCGGGGCGGCAUGCUGUACCCCCGGGAGAGCCCGUCGCGGGAGCGCAAGGACCUCGACGGCCUGUGGCGCUUUCGCGCCGACUUCUCGGACACCCGGCGCCAGGGCUUCGAGCAGCAGUGGUACCGGGCGCCGCUGCGGGAGUCUGGCCCCACACUGGAUAUGCCUGUUCCCUCCAGCUUCAAUGACGUGGGCCAAGACAGGUAUCUGCGUAGCUUUGUCGGCUGGGUGUGGUACGAACGGGAGGCAACCCUGCCUCAGCGAUGGACCCAGGACCUGGACACAAGAGUGGUGCUAAGGAUUGGCAGCGCCCACUACCAUGCCAUUGUGUGGGUGAAUGGGGUUCAUGUGGCAGAGCACGAGGGGGGCCAUCUCCCCUUUGAGGCUGACAUCAGCAAGCUGGUCCAGAGUGGGCCCCUGUCCUCCUGCCGCAUUACCAUCGCCAUCAACAACACGCUCACCCCUCAUACCCUGCCGCCAGGGACGAUCCUCUACAAGAAUGAUACAGCAAAGUAUCCUAAAGGUUACUUUGUCCAGAACACACGCUUUGACUUCUUCAAUUAUGCGGGACUGCAUCGGCCUGUGCUCCUCUACACCACACCCACCACUUACAUUGAUGACAUCACCGUCAACACUGAUGUGGACCAAGACAUUGCGUUAGUGAACUACCAGAUUUCUGUCCAGGGCAGUGAACAUUUCCAACUAGAAGUGUGUCUUCUGGAUGAGGAAGGCAAAGUCGUGGCCCAGGGGACGGGAGGACGGGGCCAGCUGCAGGUGCCGAGUGCCCACCUCUGGUGGCCAUACCUGAUGCAUGAGCACCCUGCCUACCUGUACUCAUUGGAGGUGAAGCUGACAGCACAGACGGCCGCUGGGCCUGUGUCUGACUUCUACACUCUCCCUGUGGGGAUUCGCACUGUGGCUGUCACAGAGAGCCAGUUCCUCAUCAAUGGAAAGCCCUUCUAUUUCCAUGGGGUCAACAAGCAUGAGGAUGCAGACAUCCUAGGGAAGGGCUUUGACUGGCCACUGCUGAUGAAGGACUUCAACCUGCUGCGCUGGCUUGGGGCCAACGCUUUCCGCACCAGCCACUACCCCUACGCGGAGGAGGUGAUGCAGCUCUGCGACCGCUAUGGGAUUGUGGUCAUUGACGAGAGCCCUGGUGUGGGCAUUGUGCUGCUCCAGAGCUACAGCAACGUGUCCCUGCAGCACUUCCUGGUGGUGAUGGAGGAGCUGGUGCGCAGGGACAAGAAUCACCCAGCCGUUGUGAUGUGGUCAGUGGCCAAUGAGCCCACUUCCAACCUGCCACCUGCUGGUGAAUACUUCAAGACGCUGAUUGCCCAUACCAAAGCCUUGGACCCCUCCCGGCCUGUGACCUUUGUGACCAACUCCAACUAUGAAGCAGACCUGGGGGCACCAUAUGUGGACGUCAUCUGUGUGAACAGUUACUACUCCUGGUAUCGUGACUGUGGGCACCUAGAGGUGAUUCAGCCGCAACUGACAGCCCAGUUUGAGAACUGGUAUAAGACCUAUCAGAAGCCAAUCAUUCAGAGCGAGUAUGGAGCAGACGCCAUUGCAGGAUUUCACCACGAUCCAUCUCUGAUGUUCAGUGAAGAGUAUCAGAAAAAUGUGCUACAACAGUAUCAUUUGGUUCUGGAUCAAAAGCGUAAAGAAUAUGUGGUUGGAGAGCUCAUCUGGAAUUUUGCUGAUUUUAUGACUGAACAGUCACCAGUAAGAGCAUUGGGGAAUAAAGAGGGAAUCUUCACUCGUCAGAGACAACCGAAAAGUGCAGCAUUCCUUUUGCGAGAGAGAUACUGGAAACUUGCCAAUGAAACCAGAGCAAAAACCAUCUCUCUACUGGAUAGAGACUACACCUGACCCUUCCCAAGUAAGGGGUGAUUCCAUAGCAAACAAAGCAAGUGCUUCCUGGAUUGUGUGUGGCAGACCAGAAAGUUUCUGGUCUGGACUUUGUAAUCUUCUGGCAGAACAGUAACACUGAGGUGAAAAUAAUAGCAUUUGUAGUAUGGAAAUAAAGAGUUGAUUUAACAGUGACCAUCCAUUGAUUGAUCGGUAUUCUUGAAAAGUAUGUGUGAUUAUUUUUGUAUUGACUGUUUUCAUAGCCUUACCUGCACAAGGACUCGCCAAACGUGUUUCAAUACUCACAUCACACGCAGAGUUGCUGCUCACAGACCAUGUGCACCCAGAGGAGUAGCUCCACAGAUCUAGGGCCAUCGUGGUCACGUCCAAACCAGGCCAACCUUUUCUGAGUAAAAGACAACUGCUGUUAAACUCCACAGAUGAGCAGAAGUCAGGACAAAUUUAAAGAAAGUGAUACCUGAUACUGUGCCAGAAUAGUCAGCAGGGUCUUUGUAUCAGUUUCCACAUAGCUGACAAAUAAGUAGUAACAAUCAUUAAGAGUGAAGGAGUGUGGGCCUCCGCGGUGGCACAGCGGUUGAGU